Messenger RNA from Austrofundulus limnaeus, 1093 nucleotides. RefSeq names its product V-set and Ig domain-containing protein. NCBI's taxonomy places the organism in Eukaryota, Metazoa, Chordata, Actinopteri, Cyprinodontiformes, Rivulidae. Gene Ontology annotation, cellular component: plasma membrane. Gene Ontology annotation, biological process: regulation of bone resorption; regulation of actin cytoskeleton organization; regulation of osteoclast development. The record is from RefSeq and is a predicted model, not a curated record.
CACCAGCUGUCCCAGCUUCAGAACCCCCGGGAUGGUCCGGGUGUAGCCCAGGUUCAGGACUCCGUCCUCGGAGGACCUUCCGCCGGUCGGUGUUGUUGUGAUGACGGAGUGCGACAUGUUGACGCUCUGGGUUCUGGAGACGACAGCUGGUCCAUGAAGGUCCAGUCGGAGGUCCGGGGGAUGGACGGGUACCCGGUGGUCCUGCCCUGCACCUUCAGCCACCCGCAGCACUCGCAGCACUCGUCUCUGCAGGUGCUGUGGCGCCUGGGCCACGGCCAGGGGGCCACCGUCCUGUACCGCUGCACCAGCCGGCCCGGGGCCCCCACCUGCGAGCCGGGCCCCCAGCAGGACCAGCGGUACCGCCUGGAGGGCAACCCGCGGGAACACGACCUGUCGCUGCGCAUCAACAGCGCCGCCCUGCAGGACAACGGGCGCUACUACUGCCGGGUGGAGGUCCAGGGCAAGGAGCACGUCAGCUUCGAGGACAAGAUGGGGACCAGACUGAGGGUGGAGGCUCCUCCAAAGGUUCUGGUUCUGUCCGUGGAGGGCAGCAGGCAGUCCGGGUUCAGGGCUCUGUGCCGGGUCCAGGGCUCUCCACUGCCGGACGUCCAGUGGCUGGGCCCGGACGACCCGCUGGAGGGUUCUGCCUCGCUGGCCCAGGGCUCCCCGGGUCGGUACCAGACCGUCAGCCAGCUGAUGGACGUGGAGCCGGGUCAGCAGUACACCUGCAGCGCCUCCAACCCGCUGGGCCAGGACCAGGCCUCCCUGUACGUCCUGCACCCCCGACCCGUCCCGCUGGGCCGCGGGGCCCCCGCCCCCCUGCUGCUCCUGCUGUCUGUGGCCCUGGGCCUCAAAGUGGUCCUGGUUCUGGGGAUGGGGGCGUGGCUGAUGCAGGGAGGGGUCCUGCAGGGAGCCCGCUGCUGCAGGAAGUGAUGUCAGUUUGUAAACAACAAACAAACAAACAAACAUUUAAAUCAAACGUCUUUAUUUUCUGCUGCAGGAAGAAUCCAGACUCUUAUCUACAAACAAAAACUGAACCACAGCCCGGUCCAGGUCCAGCAGCAGAACUCAGAGUUCAGGAGGCGAACCUGUG